AUGCUAGCGACACUGCUGCAGGUGCAGAGAGCUAGCAGCAGCUUGACAAGUUCUUUCACGACCGCGAGGAAGGCUGGGGGACAAGGUCACGAAGACCUCAUUUCGCUGCUCGUGAACGGUCAGUUUGAGGUAGCCAUCAAAAAGACCUUUGCUUCUGUGGAUGAGGCCCUGCCGAUGUGGCUGUGCCGCGAGGCCCUCCAAAACUUCCGUCGCCGGAGCUGGCCAUCUCCCGGAGCCUUCUUGCGACAGGCACCGGAUCCAUUACCGAGUGCAUCCCUUCGGUGUCUAUUGCUUACCAGGUUCAUGAAGGUUUCUUCGGCUGCGGACCUUUCCAUGGAGGCUGUGGAACAGAAUCUCGACUGGGUCGUCAGCCUUGGCGAGGGGCUGCAGCUGCCCGCUGCCGACUUUGCUGAAUUCACUGCUGACUUGCCCAACUUACAGCGCAUCGUGAUCGCGCUUGUCCGCUUGGAGGUGCCUUCAGCGGCGGCUGCUGCCUCGGACGCGCAGCAGCAAAGGCUAAAGCACAGUGCUCGGCGUGUGGCGGAUGUGCUCCAGGCCAUCGAGGAGUUGCCAGAUCAGUUCCCGCUCGCUUUCCAAUAA
Symbiodinium necroappetens is the source of this 600-nucleotide messenger RNA. Lineage: Eukaryota; Dinophyceae; Suessiales; Symbiodiniaceae. The record is from the annotation of a GenBank genome assembly.